Paecilomyces variotii is the source of this 2073-nucleotide messenger RNA. Its product is annotated as putative succinyl-CoA synthetase subunit alpha. Gene Ontology annotation, biological process: tricarboxylic acid cycle. The record is from RefSeq and is a predicted model, not a curated record. Lineage: Eukaryota; Fungi; Ascomycota; Eurotiomycetes; Eurotiales; Thermoascaceae. Bases 1 to 2073 code for a protein of 690 amino acids. Gene Ontology annotation, cellular component: succinate-CoA ligase complex (ADP-forming); mitochondrion. The transcript has 10 exons. Gene Ontology annotation, molecular function: succinate-CoA ligase (ADP-forming) activity; succinate-CoA ligase (GDP-forming) activity.
AUGCCCGUGACUUCAUCGCCCGUGCGGCUUUCACGGGCUCGCGUCUUACCCCAUGCCUCACAUAUGUUAAGGUCCAAGUUCUCAACGUCAACGAGGACAUGGGGAUAUGCGGAUACGCUUCCAAAUCUCAAGAUUGGAGCCCAUACAAAGGUCCUUUAUCAAGGGUUUACUGGUCGACAGGCCACUGCCAAUGCGAAGGAAUCUCUAGCAUGGGGUACGAGGAUUGUUGGAGGCGUGAAGCCUGGUGUGGAAGGCGAGCAUUUGGGGCUUCCUGUCUUUCCCUCUGUGAGAACGGCAGUGGAUAGGGCGAAACCUGAUGCAUCUGCCAUCUACGUCCCAGGAAACCAGACAGCCAAGGCGAUUGAGGAAGCCAUCGAAGCUGAAAUACCCCUCGUAGUUGCUGUUGCGGAGCACGUUCCUCUUCAUGACAUGCUCAGAGUCCAUUCAAUAUUGCAGACGCAAUCCAAGACCAGACUUGUGGGAGCAAACUGCCCUGGGAUAAUAUCUGCAAUUGGAAAAUGUCGCAUUGGAUUUCAGCCCCUACCCUGCUUUUCGCCUGGUAGUAUUGGUGUCGUUGCGAAGUCCGGCACUCUGAGCUACGAGACUGUCGCGUCAUUGACCCGAGCUGGCUUGGGGCAAUCUCUAUGCAUCAGCAUGGGCGGUGAUGUUCUGGCGGGAACCAAUUUCGUGGACGCUCUGCAGAUCUUUGAGAAUGAUCCCGACACGGAGGGUAUCAUCCUUGUGGGUGAGAUCGGUGGCACUGCAGAAAUUGAUGCUGCUGAGUGGAUCAAGGACUACCAUAGGAGGACUUCUAAUCCUAAACCAAUCAUGGCCCUAGUUGGUGGUAUGGAAGCACCCCCAGGAAGAAUUAUGGGUCAUGCAGGAGCCUGGGCUGCUCCCGGUGAGCCAGAUGCCAGAGCGAAGUAUAAGGCACUGCAAAAUGCUGGCGCGGUACUCGUCAAUCAUCCCGAAAAGUUUGGAGAGGGUAUGAGAGAUCUGCUCAACAACACUACCCGACGUCCUACCAUCCAAUCUACAUCUGGGAACCAAGGUCAGAAACGGAGUUUUCAUACUGUGAGACGGACUCCUUCCGUUGUAAAGAAUAGAGACGUGUUUUCGAAUAAGCCCCAGCGACGCCGUCUCUAUAUCAAGCAACAUCAAGCAUUCGACAUACUCAGAGGUGAAGGUAUCGCCAUUUAUAACACAGUCGACCCAGAUGAGGAAUUUAUCCUUUCAAUCUCUGUUGACCGGAGUGCUCUGUCCCCAUGCAUCAUUGCGUCUCCUACGAUCGAAGAAGAGUUCUUAUUAGCUUUUACCCGCAAAUUCCCAAUCAGUUACGCGAAUCCGGAUUUCUCCAAAGAUGGCUCCCUGAUUCCUUCCCUCACGUCACAUCUUAACCUUCCGGCGAAUGCCAGAGGAGGGCUUCAGAACCUAGUUGAGAAGCUCUGGCGCAUAUUUAAGGAGAAGGAAGCGUUCCUGCUCGAGACCAGAGCCUCCUUGACCCCAGCGGGACAAUUUGAAGUCCACGGCGCACAUUUCGGGUUCGACGAUGCUGCGUACAGAAGCUCUGGCCGACAAGAGGAGAUUCAUAAGCUAAGGAAUAAAGCCGAGGAGGUCCCUGAAGAGGUAGAAGCUGAGAAAGAUGGUAUUGUCUACGUUAAACUUCAAGGCGAAGGAAGCAUAGGGACACUGGUCAAUGGUGCUGGACUUGCUAUGAACACAGUUGAUGCGCUUACACUGCAUGGUGGCCAUUGCGCGAACUUCCUUGACACUGGUGGCAAGGCAACUUCAGAGACUGUCAAGUCCUCGUUCCGCAUUAUCUCUUCCGACCCACGCGUUAAGACUAUCUUCGUUAACAUCUUCGGUGGGUUGACCAGAUGCGACAUGAUCGCUGAAGGUGUCAUCUUGGCGUUCCGGGAUCUGGACAUGAAAGUCCCAGUGGUUGUCAGACUCAGGGGUACGAACGAGGAAGCGGGACAGAAGAUGAUUGCGGAGAGCGGCCUCCCAUUGCACGCUUUCGACAGCUUUGAGGACGCUGCCAAAAAGGUCAUUAGUCUGGCACGCCAAUCUUAA